AUGGGAGCCUUUGCUCCCUGGGUGCAAGCAGGCGGGAUGACGUCACCCUUGAUGACGUUACCAACGUCGUCAGAGCCCGAGCAGCGCCCUCAUUUCCCAAGCGGGGCGCCUAGUUUCGUUGCCGUCCCUGAGCCCCAUGCUGUGUCAUCCGGGCAGGUUAGAAUCGGUGGCGCGGAAAGCGAGUCAAGUUGGGACAGCCUGAUUGCUGCGGUCCUCAACCAUGGCCCGGUUCUAAACCUGGGGCAAGGCGGUGAGGAAGUGGCCAAUGGGAACCGGUUAUCACCAGUGCGGGAGUUUCCACUGUCCCCGUCACUGUUCAAGCCGGUUAAGGGGGGCAUACAAAGUCCAAGUCUCAAACCGGAGGUCCUAAAGAUGCUGCUGUCAAAACCCCAGAACCGCCCUGUCAUGCAAAACCAGGAACGCAUUCACACGAGCGUUCCACGAGUUGCAGCGGUGGGUGUGAACAGCCCCCUAGAGGGAGCAAACCCGCUGCCGAGCCCGCAGGUUCCGGCCAGCCGGAGCGGCAGCAAUCCGACCCUUCCAAUCAAAAAGCGGGCACAAUCUAACGGCAGUGGGACUGCCACGUCAUUGUCACAGGGACCCCCACUGAAAGUCGUUGCUUCCGAAGGGAUCAACAGCCCGUGCCUUCCGGAAACCAAGCCGUUUCGGAGCGGGGACAGUGAGAGCACUAACCCAAGCCAGGGUUUGCUUAAGUCAGUGUCAGAUACGAGCAGCCAAAGCGUCAGUCCUCAGCGCCGGCUUCGGAACGGGUUAGCGAUAAUCCCAAACCAGCGGCAGAGUGCACCGCUUGACAAGAACUUUGGGCCGAAGCAGCAGUUCGAGGACCGAAAGCGACCGGACGAAACGGACGUUCUGAAGAUGAUGCUGUCUGCCCGAGAGAAAGAACUAGAGGCGGUGCGCCGGGAGCGCGACGCGGUGCAGCUGAUGGCGUGCGCGACCAAGUCGCUGCUGGAUCGGAAGGACGAGGUGAUCGAAGCGCUGAAGGAGCGCGUUGCGGCGCUCGAGGUGCAGGUUCGAAGCCACGUGGCUGGCCACGUGGGGGGCCACGUGGGGGGGCACGUGGGCCCCACAGAGAGCGAGGAGAUAGCGCUGGCGGCGUUGACGGGCCUCCAGGGGGAGGAGAAAGCCCGCGUUGCUAGUUUCCGCAAGCCGCGGACGCCGUCGGUUACGGUGACUGGGGGAAGGAUGCAGCGGAUCCGGAGCUUCUCUUCUCCCCUGGGGCGGACAGACUCGAAGUCGAACCUGUGGCACAAGGAAAGCGCGCAGGGCCGGUUCGACGAGCGGUCGAAAGCUGACGGUCGAACGCCGCAUGGCGCAAACGGGCAGGGUUCAAAUUCGACGGAGCGGCCGAUCGAAGAUUCGAGGGGACAGUCGGACGUGCUCGAAGCCCUGAUGGCGCUGCAGGGGGGGCGCCAAGAAGCGUCUGUUUCGGGAGGGGGGUCAGAGUCAAGCGGGGAAGCGCGUCUGUUGAAACAGUCAGGAGGGGCUCUGCCGGGGGAGAACCUCGGACCUAGGUCGGGAGUCAGAGGGAGCGAACCGGGGGGUGAGGCCCUAAGAAAGAAGAGGAAGCUGGAGGCCGGGGAAGAGCUGUCUUCCGGCGAGGAGGAACCGGGGGAGGUCAUCGCGUCUCCAGUCCUCUUGCGACUACCAGUUAGCCCGUUCAGCCGGCACCUCAAGAAUGCAAAGACGGCCGCCUCCUCACCGGACCAUGCCGACUCCACAGACUCGGACCGCCCCAUCUCCCCGGCCUUCUCCCCCGGGCAGCCCCGGUACGCACCGGGCGUGCACCGGGUCACCAUCAGCAGCAAGCUCAUGCCCAGGGUGCGCGCGCGCUACUCCUUCGUGGUCGACGCGCGGGGCCGUCGCAGCACCGAAAAGGAUACGUGUCAGAUCGUGUGUACGAACCACUGUCCGCAAGGACGCAACUCGUUCGCGUCGCUGUCCGCUUUCACGAAGCGGCACGGGGACGGCGUCGGGAAGAGCUGGCGGCGGAAGCUGGUGCUCAUCGACGGCCAGGAUCGCGCCGCGGGCAGCCUGUCUCGCUUCUUGAACGGCCUGGAUGACAAGUGA
Klebsormidium nitens is the source of this 2091-nucleotide messenger RNA. The record is from the annotation of a GenBank genome assembly. Lineage: Eukaryota; Viridiplantae; Streptophyta; Klebsormidiophyceae; Klebsormidiales; Klebsormidiaceae.